CAUUUCCCAAUCGGAACAGGGUUUUCUCCUCCUUUUUUUUUUUGCUCCCGCCUCGGCCGCGGCGAUAACAGGGAACAUGGCGGCCGCUGUGUGGUGAAGCUGCCUAGGAAACUGCGGCGGUGUAUGUGGUGCUGCUGCCCGCGGCCUGGUGAACUAUGAGAGCCCUGGGGAUUCCGUACAUGACUAGGCCCGAGGAGAGGCUCUGGAGGACGCUUGGUGACAGCGGAGGACGGCAUUAAGGGGAAGGCUUGGUGUGUGAGGGAAACCGGGGCACAGCUCAGACCCCCCCACCCUUCCGUGCUCCGCCGUGUGUGACCCGCUGAGUGUGCCCGCCGGGCCCGGGACAGCUAUGCUGAGUGCGGGGAGAAGGCUGCUGGGCCUCGGGCUCAUGCUCCUGGUGUCUGUGGGACGAGUACAGGCGGCGCCACUUCCUGAAACAGGUGCAGAUGUUACAAGCAAUGAUGUCCCUGUGUCCCUAGUGCUGCUGUCCGUCUGCAGUUUUAUUGCUUUGGUGGUGCUGCUUAUAAGCUGUAUAUCCUGCUGCAAAGAGGCCGAAAUAGACUUCAAGGAGUUUGAAGAUCAUUUUGAUGAUGAAAUUGACUUUACCCCUCCAGCUGAAGACACACCGACCAACCAGUCUCCUGCGGAUGUCUUCACCUUAACAGUCCCUACCGUCUCUUUAUCUGUUCCAACACAGCUGCAGACUCCUCAAGAUGCAUCAAAGUUCCAGAUUGCCCGCCACAGCCUAAGCUACAUUCAGGAGAUUGGUAAUGGCUCAUUUGCAAAGGUUCUGUUGGGUGAGAUUUUCAGAGACAACAGUAUAGCCAGGGUGAUUGUAAAAGAACUGAGAGCCAGUGCAAGUCCGAAGGAGCAAGAUCACUUCAUCAAAAAUGGAGAGCCGUAUAGCUACCUGCAUCAUCCAAAUAUUGUACAGUGUGUCGGUCACUGUCUGGAGACUUUGCCCUACCUCAUGGUAUUUGAGAUAUGUGACUUGGGUGACCUGAAGACGUAUUUAAGUAAUGAGAAGGAGAAACUGAAUGGAGACACAGAGAUCAUUCUGCUCCAGCGUAUGGCAUGUGAGAUCGCUGCUGGCCUGGCCGUAAUGCACAAACACAAUUUUGUACACUGUGAUCUGGCCUUACGGAAUUGCUUUGUGACCUCUGACUUAACAGUAAAAAUAGGAGACUAUGGGAUAGGAUUCAGUAGGUAUAAGGAAGACUACAUGGAAACGGCCGAAGAGAAAUUAAUCCCAAUCAGAUGGACUGCACCAGAGUUAGUGACCUUGUACCAGGAAAGAGUAAUAGUUGCAGAUCAAACCCGAGCAAGCAAUAUUUGGUCUCUCGGUGUAACUCUCUGGGAACUUUUUGAUGGAUGUGCCACUCCAUAUUCUGAACUUUCAGACAAUGAAGUCUUAACUUAUGUCAUAAAAGAGAAAGAAGUUAAACUUCCCAAACCUCAACUUGAACAGCCAUAUGCAGACAGAUGGUUUGAAGUCUUGCAGUUCUGUUGGCUACCUCCAGAUAAGAGACUCACGGCAGAAGAAGUCCACAGAUUACUGACAUACCUCCGGAUGCAAAGCCAAAGGGAGAAUGAAGCGGACUUUGAACAACGCUGGAAUUCUCUUAAACCAAACACUAACAAUCGUCAACCUACAGUAAACAACCUAGCCUUUCCUAUCUUGGAGCACUUCACUGGCGAUGAAUUAGGCCGAGAACUGGAUGAAGUUCUUACUGUGACCGAAACCAGCCAGGGGCUCAGCUUUGAGUAUGUGUGGGAGGCAGCCAAAGAGGAUCAUUUUGAAGAGCACAGUCAUUCGGACUCUGAAACUACAGUAAACUAUAAUAGCAUAUUUUUCCCUGUGCCUGUAGAUGUUUUUCAGAAGUCAGUUUCUGACUUGGGGCAGGGAAAUUCAGAGCAAGCUAGUAGGGAAGAUGCCCCUUCUGUACCGGAGGUUGUUCCGGUUUUUGAUUCCCACAAUGCUUCUGUAUCUGAUGAAUAUUACAUUCGAUUGGAAGAGCAAGGUGAAAGCAGGUUGGACUUUGAUAGCCACAGCAAUCGUAAAGAAGGCAAAGAUGAAAAUCUUCAGUUCAUUGCUCUGACUGAUCUCGGUUCUGCAGGAGCCUGCAAAAAUAACAAUUGCUCAAAAGUAUCUGAUAAGUCAGGUAUUCCUGAAUACCUCUAUGUUUCGGGUGACCCUGAUUUUCCACUCCAUAAAGCUGUAAACAAUUUUGAGCCGUCUGACAGCAGAUCUAUUGGUGUGUCUCUUUCUGAGUGUAAAAAUCUAAAUGAUGGACAUUUAGGCGGUCAAUCUUCUCUGACUGGUUCAAAAAACGAUUUUUUAGAGAAUGGAGAAAAGAAUCUGUUGGACACAAGUUCUUUCCUCUUUGACAGUAUUUCAGAUACAAAUUUAGGAUUUGCUGAACUGGAAGAACUAUCAGACAAUUUUUUCUUCUUGACGGAAAAGAAUCUCUUGUCUGACCAUCCCAUGUCAUUGCAGGGUAGUGUUGGGUCAAAGAAUAUUUUUGAAAAUGCUAGUAAUUUAGACAUUGAGCUUACCCUGGCAGAACUUGACAGUUCCUUCCAAAAUUUCUCAGGUGAGGUGUUGAGCGGAAAACAGGACAAUGCCCAAAUAACAAACUUGGCACAGUUAGGACUGAUGGAACAAUCGGGUUCUGCUCCACGUGAGGAUUUUUUCCAAGAAUUUCUCACAGACCCCCAGCUUUUUGGUGAGGAAAUUGAAAGUACAGCCAGGGACAUUCUAAGUGAUCGAACUGAUAAUAAAAUGGACACUGCUGAAUCAGGAUUCCCAAUAGCAAGUACAGAGAGUAUUGAUCUGUACAGAUCCUUUGAUCAUGUUACCACUAAGGUUUAUGAUGAUAAAUGUAAUGACCCUGAACCUGUCCACGAGCUUUCCACUACAGAUGCUAAGAAAUCUGGAGAACAUGUCAAUGGGGAUCUUAACAUAACACCACUUGUAAAAACCUCUACAGCACUGAAUGCGACCAGUCAAGACAGUCUGCUAGAUGAUAGUGUAUCAAACUGUACACAGUCCCUAGUGCCGUCUGUAGGGACUCCAGACUCUCUAGACUCUCUGGAUGUUCAAACUAUUUUAGAUAGUGAUGAAUCCCACAAAUUCACGCCAUCUGACAAACCUGCUGAUAGUGGCUAUGAGACGGAGAACCUAGAGUCUCCAGAGUGGACCUCGCAUAUAAAUGGCUCUUCCAGUCAUUCUUCAACCAAUUCAGAAGGGUCCACCUUUGCAACACCUGUUAUAAUAAUAUCAGAAGUUGGACAAAACAACAUUGAUAUAGACGAUGAGGAACUUGAUACUAAUACUCAAAAACCUAUCAUUAAUGGUGGUAACAAUUCCUACCGGGACUCUGCUUAUUUCUCUGAUAAUGAUUCAGAGCUAGAAAAGAAGCUUGAUGUGUCAGAAUAUAAAGACAUUGUAAAUGACCAUACAAGUGAAGAGAGGGGGGUAUCGGAAGAGACAACUAGAAGCUUUCCUAGAAAGGUCCUUAUUCCAGGUGAGUGGGCUACAGAUCUGUCUUUAAAUUCAGACCAGCAGUUACCAGGACAAUCAGUAGAUUACCUCACUUCAGAGAACGAUGAGGAAAUUGUAAAUCCAUUUGGUCCUACUGAGGUGUUCUGCUCAGUAAACGCAAUCAAAGACUUGACAUUUUUAAGCCACAAUGAAGGACAGAAACUUAAAGAGCCCGAUAUGGAGGGAAAAUACCUCGGAAAGCUUGAUGCUGCUGGCCUGAUUGACUUAUCUGAGGAUGGCAUGGAUGCUGACGAAGAGGAUGAAAACAGUGAUGAUUCAGAUGAUGAUAUAAGAGCCUUUAACCUUCACAGCUUUAGCUCUGACAGCGAUGACGACACCGUCCAUCCAGUUCCUGUUGUGCACAUGGAGACAGAUGAUGGGAAAAACUUAAAAAGUCUCAUGAAAGUACACAAGCAUGGCUCUAACAAGCAGGAGAAAAGGAGCAGGAAAGCUGUGACCUUUUUUGAUGAUGUUACAAUCUACCUAUUUGAUCAGGAAACCCCAACCAAAGAACUAGGAUCUCGAGCAGUGGAUGCCAGCAGUCAGAUGUCCAGUAACAGCAGUCCAGUGUCUCCAUCGCCUCCUGGAUAUAGAUUUGGAAAUUCUGAAAGCUCUACUGAUGAAGAAGGUGGAGCUUUCGAAUGGGAAGAUGACUUUACAUCUCCUGAGCCAGCUUUUAUUAACAAACCAGCAGCAAACCCAGCCGGCUCAAAGCUCUCUGUCAAUCCAUCAAAGUACUUCUCCCCUCCUCCACCUCCUCGGAGUCCCGAUCAAAGCUGGACACGUGCUCCUGCACCUUUUUAUUCAAGAUUCUCCAUUUCUCCAGCGAAUCUAGCAAAUUUUUCCCUCACACAUCUAACAGACUCUGAUAUGGAACAGGGCGGCAGCAGUGAGGAUGGAGAGAAAGACUGACCCUUUUCUCGAGGAACUACUGCUAAAAAUGUGUUAAGUGGAGGACAUACGUGCAAUUUUGUGGUCUCUUAAAGGACAACUGCAGCCAUAACAACUUAUCCCCGGUCCACAGGAUAGGGGAUAAGUGUUUGAUCGCGGGGGGUCCGACUGCUGGGACCCCCACGUUCUCCCAAACGGGCCCUGGCAUUGCCGCUCUGUGAGAGCGGCUAAUGCACGUAGCGUCGACCUCAGUGAGGUCGAUGGUACUCCCCCUCCCCAUACAGCUCUAUGGGAGAGGCGGGGAGGCACGAAUGCUGUAUCCCCACCUCUCCCAUAGAACUACAUGGAGGAGGCGUAUUGGCUGCGGCCAGCACACCACCUGCACGGGAGAGACGCGACAGAGCCUGUCCUGCGGAUAAGGGAUAAGUUGUUAGGGCUGCAUAUUUCCUUUAAGAGAUCUGAGGACAUAUCGCAUGUAAAAUGUACAGUGUAAAUGAUUAUUGUGCAGUCAGAUUCAUCAUCUCCCCUCCUCCAGCCAUGCCGAAGCCCUCCGUGCUACUACUAUGUGUGAAGAUGUCAGUGCGUACCUUGCAGGGUGGGAGCAGGGACUCUACAUCUAUUUUUUUUUGUGCCCAAAUAGUGUGUAAUUUACAAGAUGUGUACAUACAGAUCUAUAAUUCUAUCUCCAGUGUCUGUGCUUAUAUAACGAUAAAUAUGUGACAAUGUGUAUCCAAUGAUGUUUAAAACACUAUGUAUUGCUUGAUAUUGCACUGUAAUGUUUCUUGCAUAUCUAUAUCUGUACAGAAUUUUUUAACUAAGAUGAAAAAACACUGCUUGUUAUGAAUUUUAUCUGUAUGAAUGUGUUGAUAUUCGUUCUUUGCAUUGUACAUUGUGUAAUAAGCUGCUGCCUGGGACUCAAUCUGUUGUAUAUGCUGUAUUUUAUUUUUUAAACAGCAAUACUUCCUUCCUAGUUCCUGGUUGGGGAGAUCUCCUUUCUGCGUCUUAUAGAGAUAUAUAUUGUAUGUGAAUACCUGAUAGAGUUUACUUAUCGGAUGGUGGCAACCUGUACCUGCAAUCCCAGUUCUAGAUAUAGUAAAUGGUUAGACAAUAGCAACCUUCUAGUUCUAUUGAUGGAGUGGUAGCUCUUGUUGCAUGCUGCAGGGUUUGGGGAAUUUACCUGAUGACAACCAUGAUUUAUAUGUCUACGAUUUUAUAGCCUACAGAGAGCCAUCAGUUCUCCUGGUUCAGUGCAUAUUAGUAUUCUCCCAAAAACAUUGAAGCAUCUAUACUGUGCUGUGCGUAAGUUAUUCCUUUUGGAAAUGUAGGAAUACAAUGCCAGUUUUUUUUUUUUUUUUUUUUUUUUUUAAUAAACCAUUCUCCUUGUCCUUGGGACAUGUCCCAAAAUACACUGACACUGUCAGCACUGAUAAGACUUUGUUAUACUAGGUAGGGACACACAGUGAGGGGAAAUGGCAACACCCAGUUGUCAAUUUGUUUUUGCAUUUCCAGGAGGAAUAACAGAAGAAUGGAACAUGCAGAUAAUAUCCUGAAACAGACGAGUCAGGAGAGUUGAUAGGGCCUCCUCUAAUCAUAUAUUAUCCUCUAGGCCUAGUUCACAUGUUGCAAUUAUUGUGGCUUUUUUGCUACGUUGUUUAAUUUUAUUUUUUGCGUAAAUUCAACAAAACUAAAUUCAGAACCAAAAGGAAAGAAGUACAAGGCUUUUCAUUAUAUUUCUCUUUUU
Messenger RNA from Hyla sarda, 6176 nucleotides. It is a transcript of the gene LMTK2, whose product is annotated as lemur tyrosine kinase 2. Bases 350 to 4456 code for a protein of 1368 amino acids. The transcript has 14 exons. Gene Ontology annotation, molecular function: protein kinase activity; ATP binding. Gene Ontology annotation, biological process: protein phosphorylation. Lineage: Eukaryota; Metazoa; Chordata; Amphibia; Anura; Hylidae. The record is from RefSeq and is a predicted model, not a curated record.